AUGAAGGCCUCCGCCCUUUACGAGCCAGAGGAAGACGAAGAAAGAUCUGAGUCCGAUACCGAGUAUAAACGCGCAGCUUCGAAAGUUCCUCCGUCCUCUCCACCUAUUCAGAGUUUACGAAUAUCUUCCUCUGUGGCAUCGGCUGAACAGGAUGAGUCCGAAUUGGUCCCACGCUGCUCCCGUGGCACACGAGAUGAGGUGUUCGACGACUUGCGCAGAUCAAUGAAAAAGGAAUCGGUGGAGGCAUAUUCUAAAGUGUUGGAAGAUGCAGCCAGUGAUAUUGCGCCGAUCCCUACGAAUACUAGUGGUGAGAGCUACAAUGUCACACGGAAUGGCAUUGUAACUUGGACUGCGAGAGAGAAGGAGGUGCUCUUUAAUAUUUUGGAUCGGAAGGGUAAAAAUGGCAUCAAGGAAAUCGCAAAGACCAUCGGCACAAAAUCGGAACUGGAGGUUCAGGACCACCUCAAGCUUCUGCACAAGGGCCUGGAGAGACAGCAUCUCAGAGAUCGCCAUAGCCGGACGGUCAUUCUAGGCGAUAUUCCAGCGACCUCGGAAAUAAGUGAAAAAUGUUGUAGAGUUUUGGAUAACCAUGCAGAGUUUCUGUCCCUCGAAGAACAGUAUUCGGAAGACGUUGCUGGGAGACAAAAACAUCACGAUGCGUGGAUCAUCGACCACGAAAAAGCGGAAGAGAUAGAUGAGCAGGUUCGGCGGCAAGGGAACGAAGUCCCCACCAACUCAAGCGUGUAUCUCUCGGCCAGCUUACUCAACAUGAAGAGAUGGAUUCACCUUUCUCAUAGGUUCUUCAUGAAUGCCGGUGGUCCAAGGCUAGAAGAUAACUGGGUCAAUGUUGCCUUUGCAGACGAAACACCAUCAAUGACGGCGGAUGCAUAUGGUGAUUUCUAUUCUCUGGCCAUUAGCGUCACCCGACGCUUGGUCCAGUCGUCGAUUUUCUUUGCCAUGUCACGACUACGGAAUAUGAGAGAUACUGGCAACCUUAAAGCCAAAGUCGUAAAGCCUCGCGAUGUCAAAACAGCUCUCGAGGUGCUUAACAUGAAGCGGGAUUCUUCAGACUUUUGGGUUGGACUGGCUCGGAGAUGCAGCCUAGAAGUCGCAGAUCUUCGCCACAAAAAGGGUUGGAACGCAGUAUGUAUGGACCAUGACGAAGUUGAGGAUGUUUUGUCUGGAAAAAUGUCUAUCGAUGUAAUGUCCGAGAGAAGUGUUUCGCAAGUGAGAUCGGGAAGUCGAUUCCGUGACCGGCGAUCAGACAAUGAGGAUAUGGACGACAACGAUGAUAGCCAUUCUGAUACGAACUCCCGGGCAUCAGCUGAACCAGUAACGGGUGAAGAGGAACAGCCAUCGGACCUAGAGGAUGAGCAUGCAGAGAAUGUGGACCAGAAAAGUAGCGGCCUUGAAGAGCUGCAACUCUGGCAAUUACUUGGCCAGCGAGCGCCAUCCCAGCUCGAAUCACUCGUCAAGGACGAAGAAGUUUCCAAAACAGUACGAAAGCCAGUGGGUGAUCGGAAAACUCAACAAGAAUUGGUUGAUUGGCGCGACAGAACAUUGUACCGGAGCGACUGGGAGGAAUAUGGGAGCGAUACAUUUGAUCUGUAUGAAGAUCUUUCCGAAAACCGCCGGAAAAGACGACGGCUCUGUAACAGUCAACGCAUCGGUACUGAUCCUGCUCAAAGUCAGCAAGGUAGCCAACAAGAUUUCAAAAUGACUCUUCUAAAUGGCGACCACGAUAACACUCAGCCCGAUGCAAUGGACUUGGACGAAAACCCCAGCUCCGGCCCAAUUGCCGAAAACGAAACAACAGAAAACCGGGAUUCAGAACUAGCAGAAAACUUACCCUUUGAUAUGGACGAGAAUGGAGAGUCUGGGUACAAUCCACAUCCCGCAUAUGAUCAUAUCUCCGACCAGCAAGCCAUGGAACCAGAGCCUGAAAGAGAAGAGAGUGGCUCAGAAGCAGAGUCGUACUCAGACUCCCUGAAACUACACCUAAACCCUGAUCGAGAACAAACCAACCCCGAAUCAAAAGAGGAGGAUCAUGGAUCGGACGCAGAUUCAGCGUCAGACUCCCAUCUUGAUAGUGAAAAUGACGCCAAACCAAACACAAGCUUCGAACAAAGCCAGCCAGGCCACGAAUCAGAAUCAGAGUACCAGUCUGACAGUGAUAAUGAUGUGAAACCACACACAAGCCCUACAAGAUUCAAGCAAGAGAGUAUAAAACCCAAUUCAGACGAAGAAUACACGUCCGACGACUCUGAUGAUAAUGUACCUGCCGACCAGCGGCUGGUAAAAACCUACUCAUCUGAUGAAGACAGUGGCAUACCCCUAUAUUCUCGACCAUUGAGUCCAGCCGAUUAG
Messenger RNA from Aspergillus wentii DTO 134E9, 2367 nucleotides. RefSeq lists its product as uncharacterized. The transcript is spliced from 3 exons. Gene Ontology annotation, biological process: transcription initiation at RNA polymerase I promoter; nucleolar large rRNA transcription by RNA polymerase I. Bases 1 to 2367 code for a protein of 788 amino acids. Gene Ontology annotation, molecular function: rDNA binding; RNA polymerase I general transcription initiation factor activity. The record is from RefSeq and is a predicted model, not a curated record. Gene Ontology annotation, cellular component: RNA polymerase I upstream activating factor complex. Lineage: Eukaryota; Fungi; Ascomycota; Eurotiomycetes; Eurotiales; Aspergillaceae.